UUUGGACGGAUGAGAGAUAUUUCGAAGUGUUUUGUCUUCUGUAAGUACCAUUCAAUCUCUGACUUCAAAGCCUUCGUUUGCUCCCGGUCUUUGGUCUUUGGUCUUGGGGGCGAAGGUUCUUAAGCUGCACAACGCGGUGGCUGCCCUUUCCAAUACGGGCUGCCGGUGAUGGCCGACGACAAAGCGCUGAUCACGAUCGCCAGCAGAGAUAGAGAACGAGAUCUAGAGCUUCUAAUUCCCGUCGCCGGCUCGCCAAAUGACGAUGCCUCUUGCAAGCCCUCGUCCUCUUCAACGUCCUCGCAGCAGACUGGCCGUGAGACAUUUUACAGAGUCUUUAGGAGCUGGGCCUCAAAAAAGUUCAUGACCGGAUGUGUCAUCCUAUUUCCAAUUGCAAUAACCUUCUAUAUAACAUGGUGGUUUAUUCAUUUCGUGGAUGGAUUUUUUUCUCCGAUCUAUGCUAAACUUGGAAUCGAUAUCUUUGGUCUUGGAUUUGCAACAUCUGUAACAUUCAUCUUCCUUGUUGGGGUGUUCAUGUCAUCAUGGUUGGGUGCUUCUGUUCUGGCUCUUGGAGAGUGGUUCAUCAAGCGCAUGCCAUUUGUUCGUCAUAUUUAUAAUGCUUCUAAGCAGAUUAGUUCUGCUAUUUCACCAGAUCAAAAUACCAAUGCCUUCAAGGAAGUUGCCAUCAUUAGGCACCCUCGAAUUGGUGAAUAUGCAUUUGGGUUCAUUACUUCAACUGUCACUCUCCAGAGCUAUUCUGGAGAGGAGGAGCUGUGUUGUGUAUAUGUUCCCACCAAUCAUCUUUACAUUGGUGAUGUUUUCCUCGUCAACUCUCAGGAUGUUAUUAGACCAAAUUUAUCAGUUCGGGAAGGAAUCGAAAUCGUUGUGUCUGGAGGCAUGUCGAUGCCGCAGAUACUGUCCAUACUGGAUUCAGAUAUUCGACCAAUUGAUAGUAGAAGAUUGACUAGAAGCUGAGACUCUGAAGAGAUGUACAAUUGCUAGCUGCUAAAAAUCAAUAUACAAUCUUGGGGACACCAAUGUAGUUAUCGGAGACUCGGAGUAGUUGCGUGCCUUCUGGGCAUCGAUACCUAUAGCCGGUAAACCAUACUUUAUGAUAGAAAUUUGAUUCUGGUAGUUGACUUUAUUGUCGUAUCAUAUAUUGGAUAGGGGUGAGAAUACUUUGCUGAUCCAGGAUAGGAAUUGGGUGUGCAUUAGAAUUUUUCGCUUCAUUCUAAUUCAAUCGAGAAUGUAUACUUUAAUGUUGAUGAGUUACAAUAUUCCGUCGCAUCAGAUCAGAUGUAUAUUUGAGGCUGUACAUAUUUCCCCAGCAUUUCUAUGCUUUCAACUUAACUAUGAAAAAGACUUGCCAAUGCCA
Benincasa hispida (wax gourd) is the source of this 1372-nucleotide messenger RNA. RefSeq names its product protein LIKE COV 1-like. Gene Ontology annotation, cellular component: Golgi apparatus. NCBI's taxonomy places the organism in Eukaryota, Viridiplantae, Streptophyta, Magnoliopsida, Cucurbitales, Cucurbitaceae. The record is from RefSeq and is a predicted model, not a curated record. Gene Ontology annotation, biological process: stem vascular tissue pattern formation.